UCUAACGUCAGCAAACGGUUGGUCAUGUACUACGGUUGUUAAUGGGCUUAUCAAAACUAAAUCUUUAACAAAAGUGCUAAUCCGUACAAGCAUAAAUUAUCAACACAAAAUAAUCAUGGAUAAUGCAUACGAUCGUUUGAUUAUUUUAAUAGACAUGGAUUGUUUCUUUUGUCAAGUAGAAACGAAACUUGCUCCAGAACUUAAAGGGAAACCCGUUGCUGUCAUUCAGUACAACCAGUGGCAAUUAGGAGGAAUAAUAGCUGUUAAUUAUGAAGCAAGAGAGUUCGGAGUGACUAGGUUUAUGCGAGGAGAUGAAGCUAAGGAAAAAUGUCCUGAGUUAAUCCUAGCCAGUGUGCCAGCGACGCGUGGAAAAUCGAAUACAUCUAGGUACAGAGUUGCAGGUCGAGAGGUUAUAGAUGUAUUAAAAAAGCACUGUAAUAUUAUAGAACGAGCUAGUGUUGACGAGGCUUACCUGGAUAUCACUGACAUGGUUGAUCAACAAAUGUCUUCAAAAUCAUUUCCUCCUGAAGAAUUAAUGAAAUCUCUCUCACACACAUAUGUUGUAGGGUAUUCAGAAGUUGGACAGAACAAUGAAGAACAAAGAAGUAAAGGUACAGAGGAGUGGAUAAAUUCAUUGACUGAUGAGCUGGAGAAUAUGCAGUCAAAACGACUUGCUGUGGCUGGUGCAAUAACAGAAUCAUUGAGACAAAGUAUUUUUAACCAAACUGGAUACCAGUGCUCUGCUGGUGUAUCAUAUAAUAAGAUUUUGGCCAAAUUAGCUUGUGGCUUGCACAAACCCAAUCGGCAGACUAUUUUACCUCUUACUGCAGUUCCUUCCUUGUUUGCCACACUGCCUGUGAAGAAAGUUCGUAAUUUGGGUGGCAAAUUCGGAGAUGCAGUGGUUGAAUCUCUUGAAUGUAAUGUCAUGGCCGAUGUAUUACGUUACUCUUUACAAGAUCUUCAAAAACGUUUCGAUGAAAAAACUGGAUUGUGGCUGUAUAAUAUCGCUCGCGGUAUUGACUAUGAACCAGUCAUUACAAGAUUAGUGUCUAAAUCGAUUGGAGUAUGUAAAAAAUUCCCAGCUAAGCAAGCUCUUACCAAUUUGGAAAUGCUGAAGCAUUGGGUCGGAGAGCUCUCGGCAGAAGUUUGCGAUCGACUGGAGCAAGACCUAGAAGAAAACGAACGGCGUGCCACGUUAUUGACUGUUAGUUACCAAUACUACAAGGACCGAACAACGGUUUCGCAAUCUCGUUCUGCUCGUUUACGCUCCUAUAAUGCGGAUAAUUUAGCUAAACAAGUAGUAGAUUUGAUAACUAAAUCGGUUCAACAUCCAAUUUCCUGCUUAGGUAUUUCAACAGGAAAAUUUGUGCCUGCAAGGGGUAGUGGAAGUUUCAAAAAUUUUUUCACAUCGAACAAUGAAACUUUCGUAAAAAAGUCUGAUUAUUCUAAAACAACCAAUUCAACGACUGAUUUAAAUUCUUCAUUAGAUAAUGCUACCAAUGAUAGUUGUCAAAAAAAUGUAAUCAACGCUAAUUCAGAGGAAAUGGGGAAAGAUAUAUGCAACAUGGAAAAACCGUUAUUUCAUAAGAAUAAUAGUAUUGAGGAAAAUGUUUUUAAUGUAACAAAAUCAACCGAGGAUACUAAAACUGCACCUAAGAAAAACUUAAAAAAAGCCUUCACUAGUCAUAACUGUAAAGAAUCGUUUUUUAUGAAUAUUUUAAGUGAUAACAAUGAUAAUAACCCCCUUACUUCAAAAGAGAAUUUAAAGGAGCAAAGGAGUGAUUCAGAAAUUGAAACUGAUGGAAAUUCAACUGAAUCUAUGAAAGAAGGUAUAGUGAGUGAAUUGAACAAUGAUUCGGAUAAAUUAAUAAGUAUAUAUGAAAUAUUUCCGGAUCUAACCAAUAUCGAUCAUAGUAUCGUUUCUUUAUUGCCUAUUGAAUUACAAAAUGAAGUAAAUGAAAUAUUAAGAAAGAAUAUGCAAGAAUCCAGUACGAAUAAAAUUUCAAAAGCAACAGGAGAAAUCUUAGCAACAACAAGUAAUGUUAACACAAGUGCUUCUAAUACUUUAAAGACUUCCAUUUCUGAAUGUAAUGGAAGCAGUACAUUAAGUAACUAUUUUAUAAAACAUACAGCAACUAAUGAUACAACUAAAUCAAUUGACAAAACAUGUAUUGAAAGAAGUGAUCUUUCUAAUAUUGUUGUAAAUAACCAUCAGGAUAAGCAACUCGAAAGAUGCAAGGAAUGUAAUCAAAUGAUACCUAUUGAAGGGUUUAAUGAACAUCAAGAUUUUCAUAUCGCACAAAUUUUAGACGCAACAUUAAAUAAACACGAGGCAAUAGUUAUAGCACGAGAAAAAGUAAAUACGAAGAAAGGCAAGGAAGUUAAAAAAUCUGGAAGAAAGAGACCAUCUGAAGAUUCUAAGGAGAGUAAUGCAAAGUGGCGAAAUAUUGAAUAUUUCUUGAAAAAGCCAAGUUAACAGAAAAGUAACAUUAAAGUUAAACAAAUGAAGGAAAAAAAGUAUCUGAAUAUAGCUAAAUGUGUACGUAUGUAACGAUCGCGUGCGCAAUUCAUUUAUUGGAAAUUAUUUAUUAGUAACAAACGACUGUCUUGGCACUACGUCUAACCAUACCAAAUUUUCUCCAAAUAUAUAAAAAAAUCAAAAAUUAAUUCUUUUUAUGUAAAUAAAUCAUUGUUGACUGAACGACGCUUCUUAGAUUCCUGCUAAUAUCCGAAAAUGCCAUCUGAAAAGGAGAGUGAAGAUUCAAAACAGAAAAAAAAUGGCAAGGAUAAAACCAAAAAGCCAAAUAAAUUUCAGCAAAAAUGUAGAGUACCUAUAGUAACAGGAUCUUCCAUGGGUCAAAGAUCGUUGCCACCUACCGUGUGCUGUCCACCUGGAGGUUGUCAAGUAACAGGAUGCCUUCGUGGUCCCAAAUGCUGAUUCUAAUUCAUUUUAUGAUUGACAAUGAAACGAAAUAUUAAUUUUUUAAAGAAUAUAUGAUAAUAAAAUAUUAA
Orussus abietinus is the source of this 3012-nucleotide messenger RNA. It is a transcript of the gene DNApol-eta, whose product is annotated as DNA polymerase eta. Gene Ontology annotation, cellular component: site of double-strand break; replication fork; nucleus. The transcript has 8 exons. Gene Ontology annotation, molecular function: DNA-directed DNA polymerase activity; damaged DNA binding. Bases 116 to 2476 code for a protein of 786 amino acids. The record is from RefSeq and is a predicted model, not a curated record. Gene Ontology annotation, biological process: response to radiation; error-prone translesion synthesis. Lineage: Eukaryota; Metazoa; Arthropoda; Insecta; Hymenoptera; Orussidae.